CACCUCGACAGCAUGCAAAUUGCCGAGCAACUCCAAUAUAUCGCAGAUUGCUUAAGUACGCAGAGCGCGCGGCGCGGCGCGAGAGCGGGGCAGCUGGUGCGCGCUUUUCCCGUCUCCCAAGCGGACUGUUCAGAAUGGAAGGAACGCCUGAGAGUGAUUACAACUCCGCCGCAUCCCUGCAACUUAAACCCUUCAAUUAAUCUCGGAGAAGGGGGGAGUGUGUGUGUGUGUGUGUGUGUGGAGGCUGGAGGGAGAGCGGGGCUGCUGCGCUCAUCAUCCCGGGACCGGAGUGACACCGCGCCGCACCGCAGCGCGCCGGGAUCAUCCAGGACGAGACGAGCCCCGUGAAGUUUUUUUUUUUUUUUUUUUUUUUUUUUGGCUUUUUUUCUUCUUCUUUUCCGUUCAAGGCGAGAACUGUGAAAGCCUGUUCAAUGCGUCGCCUCCUCGCACGCGCACAUGGACUGGUGAAAUUUGGACUAACCUGCGUCUUUUGUCACCGGUUGUAGUCGAUACCUCAGGCCGAAAUGCUGCCCUGUGUCAUUUUCCUCGGCUUGUUUCUCACCGCAGCCCGAUCCCAAGACAUCCAGCCCUCAGAGGCAUCGUCCUCCAUCAGCGAGUCUUGUGACUCCCUGUGUUCAUGCGAGGGGAAAGAUGGCGUCCUCCAUCUCAACUGCGAGCAGAGGAACAUCAGCAAAAUCUCCCAAAUCAGAGUCCCGUCAGGCGUGCCCUUCCACCUGAACCUUUACAAAAACGACUUGGUGGAGCUGCGCGCCGAGGAAAUGGAAGGGCUUAAGAAUGCCCUUUCGCUGCAUAUAGGGGGUAAUAGCAUACAAGAGCUGGAGCCGGGGGUCUUCAGCGCGCUCGGUUCACUGAAAAAACUGCACAUAAAUAGCAAUUUCCUCGUCACUCUGAAGGAGGACACUUUUCAGGGCCUGGUGAAUUUGGAGUUUCUCCAAGCCGACACGAAUUUCAUCCGGGUCAUCGAGCCGGGGGCCUUCAACAAGCUGAUUCGUCUCAAGGUCCUGAUCCUCAAUGACAAUUCCAUCGAGUUCUUGCCCAGCAACAUAUUCCGCUUUGUGCCCCUCACUCACCUGGACCUGCGGGGCAACAAACUGCAGACGCUGCCUUACGUGGGCUUUCUGGAGCACAUCGGGCGGAUCAUGGAGCUCCUGCUGGAGGACAACGAGUGGGUCUGCGACUGUGACAUUUUCCACCUGAAGAUCUGGAUGGAAAACAUGAGGGCGCAGUCGGCCAUCGGCGACGUGAUCUGCACCACCCCGCAUCACCUUAAAGGGACCAUCCUGGCGAAAGUCAAACGGGACGUGCUCUGCCCGUCUCACGCCGACAUCAACCUGGAGGAGCCUUCGAAGUCUCUGGAUAUGGUCGUGACUCCUUCCACCAAAGUGUCUCAGAUUCCCAAGCUGACCGACGCCAAAGACGACGCCAGGGUGCCGACGCCGUCUCACAUCCCUGGCAGUCCGUGCGUGGAGCACUGCUCCUGCCACAACCACCCCGUGGCUGGGUUUCUCAUGCAUUGCCAGGACCGAGGGAUUCAAAAGGUGUCGGAUAUCGGAAUCCUCCAGCAAAGCCCCACUAAGCUGGUCAUGACAGGAAAUAUGAUUCAGAGACUCCUGAAGUAUGAUUUUGUCACAUACGACAGCUUAGAAUUGCUCAACCUGGCCAACAACAGAAUUGAUUAUGUUGAUAAUGAAACUUUCCUGAGCUUGAGCAGUUUGAAAAAACUGUACUUGAACGGCAACCGGAUCGAGAAGCUGUUCUCCACCAUGUUCGUGGGACUCCACAACCUGGAAUACUUGUAUCUGGAAUACAACCUCAUCAAAGAGAUUGCCCCCGGCACUUUUAAUCCCCUGCCCAACCUGAAGCUGCUGUUUUUAAAUAACAACCUGCUCGGCUCCCUGCCGGCGCAGAUCUUCCGUAACGUGCCCCUCGCCAAGUUAAACCUGAGGAAGAAUCUGCUCAUGCACCUGCCGGUGAGCAACGUGCUCGAUCAGCUGGACUCGUUGGAGCAGAUUUAUUUGGAAGACAACCCCUGGGACUGCAGCUGCGACUUGCUCAGCCUCAAACAGUGGGUGGAGAAGCAGAGGAAGGACACGGUGGUGGGCUCCAUCCUGUGUCACACGCCCAAGAAAGUGAUGCAGGCGGAGCUGAGGAGCCUCCAUCACGAGGCGCUGUGUCCCGGCUUAGGGACGUACCACCCGGCUGCAGGCGGGGAGGAGAGCGUGACGGCCACCGUGGGCCCCGAUGGCAGCGACAGGAACGUUUUCCUCGCCCUCACGGACACGAUCCCGCUCUCGGUGCUCAUCCUGAGUCUCCUCGUGUUCGUCCUCAUGAUCAUAUUCUGCUCGGCCGGGCUGGUGGUGUUCGUGGUGCAUCGGAGGCGGCGUCGGGCGAAAAGGAAGGCGGCCGAGGAGCAGCCGCGGGAGAAUACCAGCAGCAGUUCGCCCUUACACCUCCACUACAGCAUGUACGGACAGAAGACCACCCACCACACGCUGACGCAAAGAACGGGGUCCGCCACGCUGUACGAGGAACGCUCGCACAGUCCCAUCGUGCAGAUCUGCCGCAACCCCACCUACUGCUCCCAGCACAAGGACGCCGACCUGGAUUACGGCGUGGACGAACCCAGCACCAAGCAGCCCCUCUGCCGGAGCAUCAUGGAGAAGGAGAACACGUCCCCGCUGACGGGCAGCUCCAAGUUCCGGCCCGCGGCCGGGGAGUGCCCGGCGGAGUUCGUCACGCUGGGGAAUCCCAGCUCGCUGUACCGGAACAUUCUGGAACGGGAAAAAGAGCUGCAGCAGCUCGGCAUCACCGAGUACCUGCGCAAAAACAUGCCUCAGCUGCAGUCGGCCGUGGACAUGCAGGUCCCGGGGCACCAGGAGGAGCUGAAGCUCAUGGAGGCGAUCAUGUACACGAGGCCGCGCAAGGUCAUGCUGGAGCAAACUAAGAACGAGUACUUUGAACUCAAAGCGAACCUGCACACCGAGCCAGACUACUUGGAGGUUCUGGAGCAUCAAACUGCAUUUAACUGAGCUGAAACGGAAAAAAAGACAGCGAUUAUAUAUCGAGUUUGAACCAAGUGCCUUGUCCUGCCCUCUUCUACUUUACACAGUGUGAGAUAGAAUAUAUAUACAGAUUAUAUAUAUAUAUAUUAUAUUAUAUCAUGGGCACAUGUGUUUAACUGUAGCACAGAAUGUAACUGGUUGAUUUCUUCUGUUGAAAGGUGCAACACAUUGGGCCAAAAUUUUUUUUUUUUUUUUUGGACCAUUGAUUAGAUUUCCACAGCAGCCAAAUGAAUCGAUCCCUACAGCACAGUCACUCCCAGUCCCACCCGCUCCUCUUAUCUCCAUCUUAUAGGAUGAAGCAGAUAUUCGAGAAGGAGCGAAUUCCAAUCACCGCUUGACCCAGAACUGCUGUUUUAAUCAGCGUGACCUGAUUACAGCCUCUGUCAACAAGAGCCAGCUGGAACGCUUUAAACCAUAAAUGCUCAUUGUGCCGUACAGUCAGCAAAUUGCCAACUUGUACAUCGGAUAAGCCAGUGGUCGGGGUUGGGCGACUGAGCAAACCUGCACGCUUGCAGUCAGAGGAUCUAUAUUUAUUUACAGCUGAGAUUUCUAUCUAUUUUUUUUUUCCUUUCAGUCAGUUAAGUAGUGCACUUCGACUAUAUCCACAACUGUAACCUUGUACAAAUGCAUUGCACUAAUCAAAUGCCAUAAGGUGGUGCAUGACAAUCAACAGAGUCCUGCUGAAACUUUUUUUAGUUUUUUUGAUUUGUACCAGAUGGAAUGAGCCACUUGUGUGUGUGCGUGUGAUCAUUUUGUGUGUGUCUGUGUGUGUGUGUGUGUGUGUAUGUGUGUGUGAGAGCGCGAGACUGUUUUUGAUGCCACCCUUUCAUGUCUUUUGAGUUUUGAUGCUAACCUGUUAGCACGAGACGAUGUGACGUCGGAUCGCGGCCGCAUUUCAGGAGUUACACAAUUUACCGAGUCACAGACAUCCAGAACAGUCCAUGUAAGCACACACACACACUCUGUAGCUUUUCUACCUUACUUAGAUUUAAUUAUUUAUUCUGUAUAUUUUGUACAUACCUCUGUUCCAUUAUCUCUUUUGGUUUUUGUGUGCCUUCAGUGCUGUACAGAACAUAAACAGAAGUUGUAACUGAAACAGGAAAUAAAGAAUUGCAAUAUGAGUGAAAGCGGGGCAGCUAAUUGGAGACAAGGUGAUGUGUGUAAGUCGUGAUCGGAAACCUCCUCUGCGCCGCACGUUCUCCCCGCUAAUUGAGACGGCAGAAGAAAAGCGUUAUCGGCCCCUUCCACAGUGCACAUGCAUACGUGUACAAACAGCAUUCGCUUCUCUUCCUGCUGUGUGAAUAAUUUAGCCCCCCACGAUGGCUUCGGCCUGGUCCUUAAUCACACAACAGUGGCUGCAGGGUUUUCCGCCAGCCACAGUUUUCUGCGGGAUUUUUUUUUUUUUUUUUUUUUUUCCGUUGCUGCCCUCUCUCCAGAGAAAACGACAGACCCUCGCUAAUUCCUCCAUUUUUUUUUUUUUUUUUGUCAUCAUUGAUGCAUGUGAAGUUUGCAGAGACACACACUUUGCCGUGCGGCAUCCAGAGGUCCACGCACAUGAAUAAAUAAAUGUUUACAGAUCUGCGGGCACACAUCUUUUAAUGCAUGCAAACACACACACACACACACACGCACACACAGCGGGGAAGACAAAUGAUCUUCUGCAGCUUGAUCCUGUGAGAGUCAUAAGAAAAACGCCCCUCCAGAGGUGAGACGUCAGCAGAGUGCAGAGCGGCGUUCAGAGAGAUUAUUUACCUGCUUUCAAAUCAAAGGGAUUCACUCAUGAACAAAAGCUCCCAUCAUGCAACGGCACUGACGAGUCUGGUCAAGAGAGAGGAAAGCCAUUGCCUCACAAAUCAAAUAAUUCAAUGUGAAAAUCAGAGCCUGGACUUACAGUGCUCUUUUGCGUCAUGUCGUAUGUUGUUUUUUUUUUUUUUUUUUUGGUUUUAAAAUGUCAGGAUGACCCAGUCUCCGGAACAGGAUUCAGCUUGGAGGAAUAAUUCCAUCUUGAAGAGAAGAUGUUUGCAGGCUCGGGCUGCAAGGAUGAAAGGAAAAUUUAUCUCGAGUACUCCAUUAACGAUACGGUGAAUACAAGCAUGUAAUUUUGCUUCCUCCUUUUCUGAUUUGGGCUUUUUUUUUUUUUUUUUUUGUAGAUUUCCAGAAGCGGUGGUUCUGUUUUUGGGUCAUUUAUGUUGGAUUUUUCCGCUUAUGAGGCCCUGUUUACAUGGCACACUUUUCAAGUGUGUUGUGUCAACGGACCCCCGAAAGACAAAGAAAAUGCUCCAUUAUAGUGUGAAAAGUUUUAAACGGAGCCUGAAUCCCGCCCCAUGGCCACCAGAUAGGGAACAAUCACAGCUGGUGAUGCUUGGUCUAGUGCAGGGGUCUGCUACCUUUUGGAGCAAAAGAGCUAUUUUUGUGACUUUCCACUAUGUCAAGUUGGAUUGGAGUCAUAAAGCACAUUCAGUCUUUAAAAUGAGACUAAUGCAGCUUAUGGAGUUUCAUAUAUAGUUUUGAUUCACAUACAAAGACUGUAUCUUAGGACACAGUUCAGAAUAAUGAACCUUAAAAAACAUUUAACCAAAUUUCCUACUUGAUUUUAACAGUUUUGCGCCUCUUUUUAAGCUUUUUUGUUGACAGUUUUGAAAUGUAGCUGUUUUAGCCGUUUUACCUCCUUUUCAUCAGUUUUGCUUGUUUUUUCUAACCAUGUCUAAUUUUUUUUUAGAAACCUAGACAUUUACCAUUUUUUAAGCUGCUCUGUUUUCUUCUUUUCCCAUUUCUUGUGGUUUUAGCUAUUUUUCUCGUUUUUUGUUUUUUAUUACUGUUUGAACCAAGAUUGGCAAAUCCUUUUGAAUAGUACUGUGGUGUAACUACAAUAAAGUAACUUCAAUC
Messenger RNA from Salarias fasciatus (jewelled blenny), 5969 nucleotides. It is a transcript of the gene slitrk6, whose product is annotated as SLIT and NTRK-like family, member 6. The transcript is spliced from 2 exons. The coding region runs from base 525 to 3050 and encodes 841 amino acids. The record is from RefSeq and is a predicted model, not a curated record. Gene Ontology annotation, molecular function: protein binding. Gene Ontology annotation, biological process: positive regulation of synapse assembly; axonogenesis. Lineage: Eukaryota; Metazoa; Chordata; Actinopteri; Blenniiformes; Blenniidae.